Drosophila sechellia is the source of this 1519-nucleotide messenger RNA. RefSeq lists its product as uncharacterized. Bases 882 to 1505 code for a protein of 207 amino acids. The record is from RefSeq and is a predicted model, not a curated record. Lineage: Eukaryota; Metazoa; Arthropoda; Insecta; Diptera; Drosophilidae. The transcript has 4 exons.
AACGCCAAAACAUCCCAUAGUUUGAAACAAAUGACGCUUAACGUUUGGAUGACGGAAGGUUUCAUCAAAUGACAUUCCCGUUUAUGACAUUAACUGACAUUUGUGACGAAGGGCUUUCCUUCCUUAGUGUCAGCGGCGCUAGCUCAGGCGUAAGCCUGAGGGCAGAGUUUUCCUCGUACCACAAAGCUCGCAACAUAAACAUCGAUAACUAUCGACGUCUCAGGACUCUACGUACGAUCUCUAACAAGCAUAUAUGCAGAAAAAGACAACUAGGACGGCUCAAUCUCCCCUACAGACACUUACUAAAACAUUCUGGCAGCGUUCACCCUAAGAUCGUCAACUGCUUUUUAAAUGGUCAAAGCAAAUGGGCGGGAAAGUGCCGCGCAAUUGGCAGUGCUUGUUAAGACUGCAUAACUGUUGACAUAUUUACAUACAGUAUGUCAAGAAACUGUUUUCACAUUGUGAAAUAUUCAACUUAUUACACAGGUUGUAAACAGUUUCUUGACAUACUGUACGUAGGGCCACGUAACCCUGUCUAGCUCCAAGGGAUCAGAAGGGUCGUGCAACUAAACGUGGAUGUGUGUUGUUUCCCCUGUCAGGCUAACCAGCUUUUCGUGACCCAAAGUUGAACUAAGUCUAAUUGAAUAAUAUAUCCUAGCUUCCGCUCUUGGCGGCCUUCGUAAACAAUCGUGUCGGUCGAUGCCCUUAGACCGUCCACGGAUUCUACGGGAGUCAAGAUCCCGUAGGAACCGAUCGGCAAUUCGAAGGUUUGGAACUAAUUCAGCGGCGGCAUCGGAUUCGCCUCGGGGGAGAUAGUGACUCCCUAGUGUAGUGGACAAAAAAAUGAUGAAAUCUCGCGUUCGCAAAAACAAGAACUCGGCAUGACAGUAGGCGUCAACAAAAACAACCGCGUGGUGCGGGAGACCGGUAUCAAGGAACAGCCCCGGUCGCUAUUCCUGCAUUCCAGAUCCUGGAAUCCACCGUUGCGAUCCUUUUCCCUGGUAAGAGCAGAGAAUCCGAAGGAGAUCUCGGAUGUGGAACUGUCAGACGAGGAGCCGGCGGAGAAGCCACCAGAAGCAAACGAGGUAGUCACCCUUUCAUCCGUGAGCGCAGAGGGGGAGAGAGACGGUCAUCCCGGUGAUGUCGUCAGAGGGGGAAGAGGUCGUACGAGUGGCGAGGGCCAGGAUGGCCAACUGCAGCGUGCGACAAGCGACGCAAGAACGGGCUGGGGAAUGAGAGGCAACAAACCGGAGGUGGAACAGGCGAACGUUGAGCAGACAGGUGCGCACUAUCGAGAUGGGUGGCCGCAGUGGCAGUGGCAGAAGGACGUCGCUGAACGAACAGUGGAGGGAGGUGCCGGAGGAGGAGUGGCCGACCCGAGUGGUCGAGGAGGCCGAGAACCAGAGAGCGUGAGGACGCUGUACCAAGUUGCUAUUCAUCGACGGCCAACGGUACCGCCUCAAGAUGCGGCGGGCGGAGCGCCAAGGGUCCUAAGGGCCGAAUAAAAGUGAAAACUGAA